Phodopus roborovskii (desert hamster) is the source of this 1430-nucleotide messenger RNA. Its product is annotated as protein S-Myc. Gene Ontology annotation, biological process: regulation of transcription by RNA polymerase II. The transcript has a single exon. The record is from RefSeq and is a predicted model, not a curated record. NCBI's taxonomy places the organism in Eukaryota, Metazoa, Chordata, Mammalia, Rodentia, Cricetidae. The coding region runs from base 119 to 1423 and encodes 434 amino acids. Gene Ontology annotation, molecular function: protein dimerization activity; DNA-binding transcription factor activity, RNA polymerase II-specific; RNA polymerase II cis-regulatory region sequence-specific DNA binding.
AGUACUGGAAGUUGGUUGAGCCCCACACCCUGUGUGACCCCCACGGGACGGAAGCACCCCUGUACUAAAAAAGAGCUGAGAAGAAAGAAGUGUUUAGUCGCCAGCCAGAGACUAACGGAUGCUCAGCUGCACUACAUCCACCAUGCCUGGGAUGAUCUGCAAGAACUCAGACCUGGAGUUUGACUCGCUGAAGCCCUGCUUUUAUCCGGAAGAAGAUGACGUCUACUUUGGCGCUCGCGACUCGACGCCUCCUGGGGAGGACAUCUGGAAGAAGUUUGAACUGUUGCCUACGCCUCGGUUGUCACCUAGCCGUGCUUCGGCGGAGCACAGCCUGGAGCCAGUGAACUGGGCCACUGAGAUGCUGCUGCCUGAGGCCGACCUAUGGGGCAACCCGGCCGAGGAGGAUGUUUUUGGCCUGGGAGGACUCCGGGGCCUCACCAGCAACCCGAUCAUCCUUCGGGACUGCAUGUGGAGUGGCUUCUCCAACCUGGAGAAGCUGGAGAGUGCGGUAAGUGAGAAGCUGCCAGACCGCUAUGGGUCCCUGGCUGCUGGCCCCAGCACCUCAGCCCCUGGAGCGGCAGCCACCGCCAGCUCUGAGGGCCACGCGCGCAGCGGAACCGCAAGUGGGGGGCGUGGGAAAGCCGCCUGGCUCACAGAGCUCGCCCACCUGGACUCGGAGUGCUUGGACCCCGCUGUGGUCUUCUUCCCAGCGAAUAAGCGCGAGUGGGUGCCUGUACCGGCCAUCCCAGCCAAAGCCGGCACUGCGGGAACUGUAGUCAGCUGUGGUGAACACCAGGCCUUCAGUGCCUCCCGAGAGGGCAUCCUGAGCAACUCAGGUACUGAGGAGGAAGAUGAAGAGGAAAUCGAUGUGGUCACGGUGGAGGAGACCCAGUGCUCUAAGACUGUCACCAGGCUCCCCACCGUGGCGCGCCCUGAGAAAGCAGCUUUCGGCCCUGGGCGCGCGCAAUCCAAUGAGCGGAUCCUCAAGCGCUGUAUCCUCAUUCAUGAGCAGCACAACUACGCUGCACAGCCUUUGCCCUGUGUGGGCAGGGAGGACACACCGCCGCACAAGAAACUCAAGAGCGCUGCUUCACUAGGGUCCCUCAAGUGCGUCCUCCCGCUGAAGCCCACGAGAUUGGGUCCACGCAACUCACACUUAGAGGACAUUGAGCGUCGCCGCAACCACAACAUGAUGGAGCGACAACGCCGUGACAGUAUGCGCUCCAGCUUCCUGAACCUCAGGGACCUUGUGCCUGAGCUGGUGCACAAUGAGAAGGCAGCCAAGGUGGUCAUCCUGAAAAAGGCCACCGAGUACAUCCACACUCUGCAGGCUGAUGAGUAUAAGCUCCUGGUGGAAAGGGAGAAAUUGCAUGCAAGACAACAACAGUUGCUGAAGAAAAUCAAACACUCUAAAACAUACUGAACGUUUC